AAUAUUAAGAGAAAUAUAUUUUAAUAUUAUUUUAAUGGUUUUAGUUUUGAAUUUUAAUAAUAAUCAAUCCGAGAGUUAUUUUUCUAAAUUAGUUAAUUUUUAUAAAAAUAUUGAUUUAACUUUAAUUACAAUGGAAAUCAAUUUUGAACCUAUUUCUAAUAUUGAUGAUGAUAUUGAAUUAACUCAAAGCGGUGAAAGCAAAAUAAUUGCAAAGAUUAACAAUAAUAUUGGUAAUCUUUCCUGUUCUCUCUUUAGCAAAGUCAUUCAAAAGCAUUUUAAUUUUGGUUUUGAAGCAGAUCUGAAUUUGACUUUUUACUUUAAAAUUCUUUUAUCUUUUAUAAAUGAUAGAAAAUUUGUCUACAGUAUUUGUUCCAGUUUAUUGUCAAUGUCAUACGCUCAUAUCCUCAAAAAUAGGUUUUAUUUCUUUAUUGAUACUACUCCAAUAUCACAUUUGUUAAAGGGAUUGAUAUUAUUGAAUUGUUCAGAGUUCAAACAAUCUUCUAAUGUAUUUAAAGAAAAUGCUGAAUUAAUUUUAUCUUACAGAAUUACCAAAAAAGAAUUUUUAUCUUUACAAACAAUAGAGAAUUUAAACAUUUUUUUUGAUAAAAGUGAAGCUGUUGAUGACGACAUUACAGAAGAUUUAACUCCAUUGAAUAAAUCUCUAUCCACCUAUUAUUAUAAUCUUUCACUUUUAUUUGCUGAGAAAUUUUGUUUUUCUGUUUCUUUAGAUUUGGGUAAUUUAGCAUUAAAUGCCGGAUCAAAAGAGAAUGAUGAAAAAAUCACUGAAAGAAAUUGUUUAAAUUGCUUCAAUAUUUAUUUGGAAUUAUCAGAUUUUGAUGGUGCAUAUUCUACAUUAAUGAAACUAAAUUCAGAUUCAAUUCAAUUAGAAUGUCUUAAGAAGUUUAUUAAUAAAAUUUUCAAUUCCUCAUCUAACGAUUUAAAAAAAUUAAUUUCCUACCCAUUUAUAGGUAUUGAUGAUUACGUUGAUGACAUUUUGUUUCAAGAGGCCAAUUCCUUUGAUUUUAUCAACACUUCAAAAGAAGAAUACUGGAACAAUUUCUCUAAGGGAUUAAUGUAUUUCAAAGUAUUAUAUUCAUGGAGAUUAAACCACAAUAAUCCAAGAGGCGCUUGUGAAGCUUUAUAUCAUGUUAUUAAUAAGUACAAGUACUCUUUAUCGAAUAAAACUCAAAAAUCUUUAGUUAUGACAAGUAAUAAGAGCUCUUUUAAAAAAAUAAAAAACCAAACAUUGAUAGUUUUUCAACUUUAUAGUAUUAUUCUAAAUCUUUUAAAGACAUUCAAGGAAACAGAUAAACAGUGGCUACUAAAACACAACUUGUCAAUGAAUAUCGAUAAGUCUUAUGAAAAGGAAUAUGAAUUGGUGACACUUGAAGAAUUAAAAGAAGAAUUUAAUUCGUGGACAAGUGAAAUUGACCAGUCUUUAAAAGUAGAGAUUUUAUGAAUGGUUGUGUGGUGUUUUAUAAAUCAGUUUUAUACAUAUAGGUUUGUUUUGAAUAAAAAGUU
This is a messenger RNA of Ascoidea rubescens DSM 1968, 1521 nucleotides long. RefSeq names its product Nup120p (gene NUP120). Lineage: Eukaryota; Fungi; Ascomycota; Saccharomycetes; Ascoideales; Ascoideaceae. The record is from RefSeq and is a predicted model, not a curated record. Bases 35 to 1459 code for a protein of 474 amino acids. Gene Ontology annotation, molecular function: structural constituent of nuclear pore. The transcript has a single exon. Gene Ontology annotation, cellular component: nuclear pore.